Prunus armeniaca (apricot) is the source of this 1167-nucleotide messenger RNA. The record is from the annotation of a GenBank genome assembly. NCBI's taxonomy places the organism in Eukaryota, Viridiplantae, Streptophyta, Magnoliopsida, Rosales, Rosaceae.
AUGGAUAUUGAACAUAAGCACAAAAACUUUGGAGUAUCUGGACCUUUCUGUAAACUCCCUUACCGGCUUUGGUCAACCUUCGCUUGUUGUCCUUCCCUGGGUCAAGCUAGAAACAACAAGUUAACUGGAGAGAUUUCACCAUUGAUUUGUGAUCUGAGUGCUCUUCAAAUUCUUGUUUUGCCAAAUAACAAGUUGAGUGGCAUGCUUCCUCAGUGUCUUGGAUACUUCAGCGAUGAUCUACGAGGGCAGUUGCCAAGGCCAUUGGCGAAUUGUGUGAUGCUUGAAUCUCUUAUUCUGUCAGACAAUGAAUUCCAUGAUGUUUUCCCCUUUUGGUUGGGGACUCUCCCAGAAUUGAAAGUUUUGUCAAUGCACCAUAAUGGGUUCUAUGGUGUGAUUGGGAAACAAAAAAGGAAUCUUCAUUUCCCUGAGUUGCGCAUUCUUGAUCUGUCUCACAAUAAUUUCAGCGGCGAGUUUCCAUCUGAAUACAUCUUUUCUGGAAAUCCCAUGAGAGGUAUCACUCUAGACCAACCCACAUAUAUGGACACAAACUCAACAUCUAUUACUUUCGGUGUUAGCUCAGGGGCUUACAUUUAUCACUUCUCAAUCACAGUAACAAAUAAAGGUGUUGAUAGAUACUACUCAAAGAUUCAAGAAGACUUUGGGGUCGUUGAUAUCUCAAGCAACAAAUUUGAAGGGAAGAUUCCUGAAUUCAUUGGGAACCUAAAGGGCCUUCGCUUGCUCAAUAACAAGCUCUCAGGAGAGAUCCCACCACAACUUACGCAGCUUACAUUCCUUGGAAAUUUCAAUGUCUCUCACAAUAAUCUCACAGGUCCUAUACCAUAUAGAGGCCAACUUACUACAUUCGAUGUCACUUCAUAUGAGGGAAACCCGGGAUUGUGCGGAGAUGUGUUGCCAAAGAAAUGUGGAGAUCCUAAUGCUUCUCAACUGCCACCAUCAACCGAAGAAGAAAACGAUUCAGGCUCUGAAUUUGAACUUGAUUGGAAAUUUGCUUUGGCAGGAUUCGGAAGUGGGUUGGUAAUGGGAGUGGUGCUUGCGGAUGUAGCUAUCUCAAGGAGGCGUGAGUGGUUCCUUGAGAUUGUUGGAAGGAUCAGACUAAUAAUCAUGAAAAGGAGGAAGAGUAGGGGACCCAGAAACUCAAUUUAUUAG